Messenger RNA from Syngnathoides biaculeatus (alligator pipefish), 8166 nucleotides. It is a transcript of the gene man2a2, whose product is annotated as mannosidase, alpha, class 2A, member 2. The record is from RefSeq and is a predicted model, not a curated record. Gene Ontology annotation, biological process: mannose metabolic process; protein deglycosylation; N-glycan processing. The transcript is spliced from 23 exons. Gene Ontology annotation, cellular component: Golgi membrane. The coding region runs from base 1012 to 4467 and encodes 1151 amino acids. Gene Ontology annotation, molecular function: carbohydrate binding; alpha-mannosidase activity. Lineage: Eukaryota; Metazoa; Chordata; Actinopteri; Syngnathiformes; Syngnathidae.
AAGGCGUUUGAAAUUGGUUUACAUUUGAAAUUUGUUCUUAAAUUAGCGGACUGGGUCGUUUUAUAUUUGCAUACCUUGUCAAUGUCGCUAGCUUGUUACACUGAAAUAUAUGUGCGUUAUUUGAAUUCAUGGGGCAUUCUUUUUGCUACUCGAGAUCUUUAAGCGUAAUGUAGCAGCCGCGUGUGCGAUUGAAAUUAAGAUUCAAACGUUUGGGUUUUGUUCUUAAUCGAGGUGCUCCUGUCAAACCAGUUUAACUGCAUAAAGGAAAAAAAGUUAAAUCUUAACAGAGGUGCAGCUCUUUGCCAAUAAAGCAAACAGAUGUUCAGGGGUUGUCAUUAUUUACACAAGCGAUUGGGGACAUUACUCAAACCGACUCAGGAGAUUUCGUGUGAUUUCAUCGUGGCCACUGUGUACCACACUACGAGAAGAAUAACUUUUGUCUCCUGAUUGCCUGGAGCUGCUUUUGCUGCACCAACUUUGCAGUAGACAAGUGUGCAGACUGAUAAGGCACUGAAAGGUGGUAAAGGAGGACUACAACGAAGGAUUAGCUGUUGCUGUAAGAGUGGGGACUGGACCAGAAAGCAUAGGCCCUCUGGCAUCCACCUCACACAAUAGGAACACUAAGCUUCCUGUUGGACCUCUUUACUGCUUUUUUCCCUCUUUUCCUGCUAUCUCCUAGAUUUUGAUGAUUAAGCACAAGGGUCACUUUGAAGGAGCCCACUGGUGGAUGUGGCCUAGUCAGAGCUGAUGGACUUCUUGCCAGUUAUUGCUGAUUUAGUUACUUAGUUCAUGUCCAUUGCCUACUUAAGUACAGUAUAGUUGACACUAUCAUGAAUGGAGGCUGGAGGACACACUUGUGAAGAAAUCAACUCCUGGGAUUGAUGCCGCUGAUUAUGGAUCAUAUUUUUUGCCCAUUGAAGGAUUUUCCAUUUUAGGCCCCAUUUUCCUAUGUGUUGGUUGAAAAAGUGGCUACAGUUCUAGAAUCUGGGCAAAAGCUUUCUAUUGGUGAGGAUGAAGCUGAGGAAACAGGUGACAGUGUGUGGAGGGGCCAUCUUCUGUGUUGCUGUGUUCUCACUAUAUCUCAUGUUGGACCGUGUCCAGCAUGACCCUGCAAGACGACAAAAUGCUGGAAACUUUCCACGGAGCCAAAUUUCUGUCCUGCAAAACCGGAUAGAGCAGCUGGAACAGCUCCUCGAGGAAAACCACCAAAUCAUCAGUCACAUCAAAGACUCUGUCAUGGAGCUCACAGACACAGGAGCAGUGUCUCCUAGUGCCCACCCGCCCUUCAGGGGUGCCAAUGGCUCUUGGGUCCUUCCCUUCGACGGUCGCUCCACUUUUCUUGCUGUCAAUCCCCAGGACUGUCAGUUGGCUGCAGGCAGCCACAGUCAGGGAGAUGUUCAGAUGUUGGAUGUAUAUUCAUUGCUAAAGUUUGACAAUCCAGAUGGUGGUGUGUGGAAACAAGGCUUUGACAUAACUUACAACGCUGACGAGUGGGACAAAGAACCUCUGCAAGUGUUUGUGGUCCCACACUCUCACAAUGAUCCAGGUUGGAUCAAGACUUUUGACAAGUACUUCACAGACCAGACGCAGCAUAUUUUAAACAACAUGGUGGUGAAGCUGGCCGAGGAUCCCCGCAGAAAGUUCAUCUGGUCUGAGAUUUCCUUCUUCUCCAAGUGGUGGGAGAGUGCCGAUGCACAAAAGCAGGAGGCUGUGCGCAAACUGAUCCUCGAAGGACAGCUAGAAAUUGUGACGGGAGGCUGGGUAAUGACAGAUGAAGCCAACGUUCACUACUUUGCCAUGAUCGACCAGCUUAUUGAGGGACAUCAGUGGCUAGAGAGAAACAUAGGGGCAACACCCCACAGUGGUUGGGCAAUAGACCCCUUUGGUCACAGCUCCACUAUGGCUUAUGUACUGAAGAGAGCCAACCUGACUAGCAUGCUUAUCCAGAGGGUCCACUACUCAGUGAAAAAGCAUUUUGCUGCCACACGCAACUUGGAGUUUAUGUGGCGGCAGACCUGGGACACUGGAUCCAAUUCAGACAUCUUUUGCCACAUGAUGCCCUUCUACAGCUAUGAUGUUCCUCAUACAUGUGGGCCUGACCCAAAGAUCUGCUGCCAGUUUGACUUCAAGAGGCUACCUGGUGGUCGAAUCAAUUGUCCAUGGAAAGUGCCACCCAAGGCUGUGGUGGAGGCAAAUGUAGCAGAGAGGGCACAACUCCUCCUGGAUCAGUAUCGAAAAAAGUCCAAACUUUACCGUAGCAAGGUGCUUCUCAUCCCUCUGGGGGAUGACUUCCGUUACGACAAGGCCCUGGAGUGGGACCAGCAAUAUAUCAAUUAUCAGAAGCUCUUUGAUUACAUGAAUUCCCACCCUGGGAUGCAUGUCAAGGCUCAGUUUGGAACUCUCACAGACUACUUCAGUGCUCUGUAUAAAUCAUAUGGAGUAUCACAGGGAUCCCAACCUCCAGACUUUCCUGUGCUCAGUGGGGAUUUCUUUGCCUAUGCCGACCGCGAAGACCACUAUUGGACUGGUUACUUUACAUCCCGGCCAUUUUAUAAGAGCUUGGAUCGUGUCAUUGAGUCACACCUCAGAGGAGCUGAGAUCCUUUACAGUUUGGCGGUUGCUAAUGCCCGACAUCUGGGGAUGGAAGGACGCUAUCCAGUUUCAGAUUACGCCGUGCUUGUUGAUGCCAGGCGCUCCGUGGGCCUUUUCCAGCAUCACGACGCCAUCACUGGCACUGCAAAGGAGAGUGUUGUCGUUGACUAUGGCUCAAGACUAUUGCGCUCUCUCAUUGGCCUGAAGCGAGUGAUCAUCAAUGCUGCUCAUUUCCUGGUGAUGAAGAACAAAGAUUUCUAUCGAUUUUACCAGACUGAGCCUUUCCUGGAGACGGAUGACAGGCGUGCUACUCAAGAUUCUCUGCCUCAGCGCACUUUAAUCGAGCUGGAUCCAGCGGGGCCAAGGUACUUGGUCCUGUUCAACCCAUUUGAGCAGGAGCGGCUUUGUACUGUGACUGUGUUAGUUAACACUGUGAAGGUGAGGGUGCUCACUGAAGAUGGGCAGACUCUCCCUGUACAGCUGAGUGCUCAGUGGAGCUCGGCAAGCCAAAUGAGUGCAGAAGUGUUUGAGGCUACAUUUAUCGUGCGCCUACCAUCACUGGGACUUUCCGUCUUCCAUCUCUACAACUCGCCGGACUCGCCCAUGACUCUACGUUCAGAUGCCCUUCUCCGGCUGCCGGGUAGAGCCCUCACUGCCCGCGCUUUGGACCCACUUCCUGUUCGGUCUCAGCAGGCUGACGCUCAGGCAUUCUACAUCAAGAGCCAGUUUCUGACAUUGGGCUUCUCUGGCACCACGGGCCUUCUGGAGAGUAUCAAACACAAAGAUGAUCCUCGGGAAAGGAAGGUCCAGAUGCAUUUCGUUAUGUAUGGAACUCGUCCUUCUAAGGACAAAAGUGGUGCCUAUCUUUUCCUGCCUGAUGGGAAAGCGAUGCCCUAUGACCACAAAGAACCACCAGUGGUGCGUGUUGUUGAGGGCCCUCUCUUCUCUGAAGUGGUGGCUUACUACCAACACUUUGAGCAGGCAAUUCGCAUCCACAAUGUUCCAGGUGUGGACGGCCUGUCUGUGGAGAUUACCACCAAAGUGGACAUCAGAGAUCAGACCAACAAGGAGCUGGCCCUGCGACUGGUCACCGACAUCCAGAGCGGAGAUGUCUUCUACACAGACCUCAAUGGCUUCCAGAUGCAGCUUCGCCGCCGCCACCAGAAGCUUCCCUUGCAAGCUAACUUCUAUCCGAUGCCCAGCCAGGUGUACAUCCAGGACAGCCAUCACAGGCUGACGCUGCACACGGCUCAGUCUUUGGGUGUCAGCAGCCUGGAGAGUGGCCAGCUCGAAGUAAUUCUGGACCGCCGACUGAUGCAGGAUGAUAAUCGUGGGCUGGGACAAGGCCUCAAGGACAAUAAGCGGACGGUCAACCACUUCAGACUGCUUAUGGAGAAGAGGUUGAUGGGCAAUAAGAUGAUGGACAUUUCCACAACGAGCUUCCCCUCUGUCCUCAGUCAUAUGACUAACUGCUUCCUGAACCAUGAUGUUCUGGCUCUGCCUGUCCUGCCUAAAAUGCGCGGCGUGCCUCCUCUACAAUCCUUUGCACCAUUCAAGUCUGUGCUGCCCUGUGACUUCCACUUGUUAAACCUCCGCAGCAUACAGAGCCAAGACCCCAAGGCUCCAUCACCAUACACAGCUUUAAUUGUUCACCGUUUUGGCCUCGACUGUGCUUUUGAUGCACCAAGCUUAGGCUUCAACUGCACCACCACCCAAGGACAGCUGAAUAUUUCCAGUCUUUUCAAGAACUUGGACCUGCAGCUGCUCCAGCCCAUGUCAUUGACCCUGAUGUAUUCCAGUCCACCACUGGCCAACCACUCCACAGUAACCUUGGACCCGAUGGAGAUCUCCGCCUUCAAACUCAAAUUGCGAUAGGAGCCAACCUGAUCCAGCGGGUUCAUACUCUUCGGACUGAAACUGGACUCUCGCCAGCUGUGAAACAGCACAUGGGACUUCAGCUGGGUUGAGCGUGUUGUGGAGAACCACAAACUCGCUACGAUCACAGCCACAGUAGGUUCUCCUGCGUCAGAAUGAGUUUUCUUGGGUUUCAGCCUGGAACUGCACUACUGAAUGUAAAUAUCCCAAUGAUGUGCGAAUAGUAGUAAGAGGGAGAGGGGAAUCAUCAAAAAUGUGUGCCAGAUAAGAGUGCAAUUUAAAAAGCUUUGUUUUAUGGACUUUAUUUUUCUUAAUUUUCUAUGCGCGUAAGGGCACACAUUGCAAUUUUUUAUUUUUUCUGCCUCGGUGCAUCAAAGAUAAUUUUGUGUUGUGGACACGGAGAUACAAGCUGGUCUGCUCUCUUGGCAGUAAUAAUGGGAUCACGCGAAAGGUCCACUCGUCAUUCUGAGCUUCCUUGUCACUGUGCUCAUCAGUUGUCUUAAUCCAUGUGUUGGCGCGUCACCGAUGAGCAGCUGUGCAUGCAGUUAAUACUCAUCCAAAACUAGACUCUAUGCGGGUGUGUGUGCGAAGUCUUGGGCCACCACUAUCCCUGUUGUUUUCAUGAGCCAUUUCACAUGUUGACAUUUUAAGACCCCGUACAGUUUUUGCAGGAUGAAGCUCGGGUGUUCGAAACUGAAGGUGCACCUAUAUUUUGACAUACGGUAAGUACACUGAAACAUGUCUAUUCAUAAAAAUAUAAGUGCAGUGACAUUUUGAACACUCGAUAGUUAUGUAUGAGUAUAGCAUUGUGUGAACAACAACUCUAAUGCUGGUUUAAGACUUUUUUUUUUGGGGGGGUGGUGCAUAGUGCUGUCCACGCAUAUGUACAACGAGUGUGGCGGGGAACAUUCAUGAUGCUGUAAGUGCAGGUUCAUCUUGAGAGGUGAAUGCAGAAUCUACAAUGUUUAUUUCCGCCAUUCAGAUUUUUAGUCUGUAUAAUUUAAGGUAAUGAGGGUUCUGCUUUUGAGCUAUGAAAUGCUUAGGCUUCCUGUCUUUAAAUGAUAGAUCAAGUCCAGCCCCCCAAAGAGAUUUUGCAAUGAGAGUAAAAUCUGUUUGUCAAUAAUACUUUAGUAACAUUCCAGUGCUGAUGAGGAAGCCUUAUGUAUGUACUAAAUUUGGACAAGUAGUGGUAUAUCUGAAUAUUUAAUUUAAAAAAAAUCUUAUUUUCCAUUUUAAAAAGCAUCACAAUGAAAAAUUCCAGGCACCUGUUUUGCAGGCAGAUGCAUUUCACUUUCACACAAUCUCCUGACUUUAGUUGAUCAAGUCAGAAUUAGGUGGCAAACUGUGUGACAAUAUACGUGUAGAUGGCUGAUAUGCGUUUACACACACAACAAAAUUCCAUUCCUGCAGAGUUGCUGCAUUUUCCUCGUGUAUUGAGUCUAGAGCUGUGGACAGCCUAAAACAUUUUUUUAUGACUACAUUUCUUGUUUGUUUUGUUCAUUUCCCACGGGCCUGUCACACAUCAACAUAAACUGCGCUGGCUUCUGUUAACUUUUCAAUGAGUAGCACUUCCUGUUUUUCCAUCCCUCAGUUUCCAUUUUAGCCCUCUCACUGUCACAUCUUUGUGGGAUUUUGUCCUUUAAAAAGGUGAAAUUUUCUGUAGCGCUGUAUGAUCAGAGGUAAUAUAUGGUGGCAGGCUCUUUUCUGUCUCGAUGGAGUAAUGAUGCAGAAUAUUGAAUAAAGAAGAAAAUGCUACAGGAAUUGUGAUAUUGUACUGUACUGUAUAUACAUUCUGGUCCAGUUUUCAAACUAAAUUGUGUAGCUUGACCCGAUUAGAAUGUAGACAUUCAGCUUGAAGAGGUUUCACACAAAUAUCAGUGGCGUCGAACCAAAUUCUCAUAUGAUAAUAAUAAAAAAAUAACAGACCUAAUUACCAAUCUUAAAAAUUUGUGAAAACAUGAAAUUUAGACAGAUUUCAUCCUGACGCCAGUGCUGGCAGUUAAAGGAAUUCAAGCAAUAUUACGUAGAAUGUCAGUUUUCAGAUUUGGACAAUUGACAUGAAUGUAAAUAAAAUUGUUUUUGUAAUCGCUAAAUCAAAAUAUUAUGAACUCUACUUCACUGCAGACAUUUUUGCUUGAUCCUUGUUUCUGGUUAUUGGCUUUCAGCGCAUAUAUAAUAUUGGGUUGAGAUCAAGCCACUGAAUAGGUGACUAAAGACUACACAAUGUACAAAAUGCAUUCCCAAGUCAAGAACAGCUCACGAUCCAAAGAUGGCGGUGUUUGUUUAGGAUUUGCCUGCUAACUUGAGUUAAAAAAAAAAAAAAAAAGCUUGUCCGAGGAUCCAUUCUCUAUGGCCCUUGUCCACGUUAGGGUAAUGAGUGGGCCAGAGUUUACUGUAUAUGACCGACAUAGUUUGAGCAAGAGGCACGUAUACCGUGGACUAUUUGCCAUGUGAUUGGUAUUUGUCUGCCAUAAAGGAGAUCCAGAUCAUGAUUUGUUUUUACCAUAUUACCCUCAUCAGUUAAAAUUUAUGUUCCGAUCUGCUUAAAAUGUACUGCAAUGUGGGUUUAGAGGUUGACAGCAACUUUGGAUGCAAUGGGAAAGACACGACACACUGACAAUUGGCUGUCAUAAUCAGCUUUGAUCCUUAUACAAUUCAAAUAUCACACCGCAUAAAUUUGGCUGCAGACAGCCUGCAUGCUUCUUCUCCUGUCCUAGGGUAUAGUGCUCCAACCUCCUCCAACAGCCAUAUUUAAUGUUUCCUUGUAGAUAUGUAAUGAUUUACUUUUCUCAUUCUGUUUACAAUUAGAGUAUUGUCUCUCUCCCCUCCAGAAACUGUUCCUUUCGACUGAUUGAUUCUCAGUAAACUUCAAUUAUAAUACAAAGUACUGAGAAACCACAUAGGAAUCUGAAAAACUCCACUGUGAUACAGUAAAACUGUUCCAGCAUAAAAGGAAUGCAGGUUCCUAAACAGUCGAACAGGACAAAAAUAAAAACUAGUGUGUAUAUUUGCAAGGAAGGUGUUGGUUGUAUUUGUUUUUCAUUUUUCAAAUUCUGAUUCAGAUUCUUUAAUGUACCAAAUGAGGGAUCUACCUUGCAUACAUUCUGGUUAAUCGACAGCCACAUUCUGCAUUAUUAGUACAGUUUAGCAUUGUGUUAACAUUUGAAGCUUUUACGUAUUAUUUACAUGGCUUGAGCCGAGUGAAUGCGGCAGCAUGACUUAUUUCAACUGUAGGGGAAAGCUUCUGUGCAUUUUGUUUGAAUGUAAACUAAUGUUAAGACACACUGCAGUGGAGAUUAUAAUUUUGAAUCAUGUCAAAACCACUGGAUGCCUGAUUGGCAACUAAAAAGAACCAUCUUUAUUGUGUGUGUGUUUUGGCAACAGUUUCCUUCCUAGUAGACCAGACCAGAUUGUAUACAAGGUAGAUCCCUCUCUCGAUACAUUAAAGAAUGAUUGGAGAAAGGCUGUGAGAAUUACUUCAAGAAUGUCUGUGAAAUGGGCUCCUCACUUUCCAGGUUUGCGCAAUUGUAAUUUGUUUAAUCUUUUUGUAAAAGUGUUUUGUCUAUUGUGCUUUCUAAAAUAUUAGUUUAAUCUUUUUGUGAAUGUGUUUUGUCUUUUGUUUUUGUGCUUUCUAAAAUGUUAUUUCACAAUUUAUUGCUUUGCACUUCCAGCCAACCAUACCUUAAAGGUCAAGUGUCA